Clonostachys byssicola is the source of this 2031-nucleotide messenger RNA. Lineage: Eukaryota; Fungi; Ascomycota; Sordariomycetes; Hypocreales; Bionectriaceae. The record is from the annotation of a GenBank genome assembly.
AUGGCAUCCGCGGUGGCAGACUUAGAAGCCGGCCUUCAGGCCAUGCUAAACCUGAAGCCUCCCGGAGUAUCUGGAUCUCGGAUCACCAACUUGACCACUCUAUGUUCCGAAUCCGUCCUCAUCCAAAAGAUUUUCACACAUUUUAAAAAGACACCGGGAACACACAAAUUGGGGGUUCUUUACGUUGUAGACUCCGUAACCCGCAAAUGGCUCGAGCAAGCCAAGGCUCAAGGACAAGCAGUAAACAGUUCGGCGCCAGACGGCACAUAUGGGGCCGGUGUCAACAGAGUAACGGAACUGAUGCCUGUGCUGAUGAAUGACAUACUUCAGACCGCCCCUGAAGAGCAAAAGGAGAAAAUUAAAAAGCUGCUUGAUAUCUGGGAGAAGGGACAAACCUUCCCCAUCUCUAUGUUAGAGUCCUUCAAGGAGAAGUUGAAUGCUCCACACUCAAAGGUAUCGACUACGCCUCCCGGAAGCCCUCCUGCUGGAUUGAUCGCUUCGCUUCAGAAGCCCGUGUCUGCUCCUCCAGCGGGCCCAGCCCAGAACGGCCAAUCCAUCCUGGAUGCUCUUGCAAAUAUUGCUCGCCAGAAUACUACUGCUCCACCAAGUUCAUCAAGCUUACCCGCACCGGCAGCAUCGUAUAAUAUACCGCCGUCGGUCACCGGGCUCCCACAGCCUGUUUCCUCAACGAUGGCUCAGCCGUCGCUGCAGAUGCAAAAUCCAGCAUCUUACCCCCCCACCUCGCAGCCUGCUGUAAACUUGCCGCCCUCUCUCCCAUUUUCCCUCCCACAGGUGACUUCGUCCAUGGCUGGUCCUUCGCCGAAUAUGCCCAAUAAUCAGUUUCCUGGGGGCCCAGCGCCCGCGGGAGGGGCCUUAGAUCCCAAUACCCAACAACAGAUAUUGUUGAUCAAAGCCCUCGCUGAUCAAGGUGUGCCCUUUGAAAAGAUUCCGGCGUUGAUCCAGAGCAUGACUCCAGGCGCUGCUGGCACUGUUGCGACAGGCACUGCCCAACAGGGCGCAGUCCCAGCUCCCAAUGGUACGUACGGUUCUGGCCAACCAUCAUGGGGGGCACAGCCACCAAAGCCAGAGGGUGGCCGCGACUGGUAUAAAGAAGGAGUGAGGUCUCCUGGCAGAUAUCGUGAUAGAUCCCGAUCUCGGUCUCCCGACCGAGGCUGGGGUGCUCGUGGGUCACCUCGUAGUGGACGUGAUAGAACAGAUUAUGGCCGCAACUCUCCUGCUCGAGGCCGUGAUGAGGAUCGCAGAGGAAACGACUAUCGAACGCGUAGUCCGCCUCGACGUCGUGGCCAAACACCUCCUGAUGGGGAGAAAUGGACUGACUAUGAUCCCAAUAUCCCCCAGGGCACAAUCAAAGUUCUAAGCCGAACCCUUUUCGUCGGUGGAGUAACAUGCUCCGAAGCCGAAUUGCGCAAUAUUUUCACCCGAUUUGGCGUUGUGCAGACUUGUAUCGUAAAUAAGGACAAGCGUCAUGCAUUCGUCAAAAUGUUGACUCGUAAGGAUGCCAUCAGUGCCAAAGAGGGCUCAGAAGACAACCGAGGGCUAGAGAUACCUCUUCGAACACGAUGGGGUGUGGGCUUUGGACCCAGAGACUGCAGUGACUACGGAACUGGUAUUAGCAUCAUUCCCAUCAACAGGUUGACGGAGGCCGACCGUAAAUGGAUGUUGACGGCCCCCCAUGGUGGCAGCGGCGGCCGGCCGAUUGCAACUGGACUUGUCGUUGAGGAGCCUGAUAUUGAGAUUGGUGCCGGUGUCUCCUCCAAGGCGAUCAGCAGGCGUAUGCAGACCGACAAGGGCGGCGCUAACGGACCCAAGUCAACUCGUAAUCGCGACGAUGGAUGGGGUAGAGGCCGUGGCCAUGAAGGCGGUGACCGUAGACCAGAGCCCAAUGGUGACGAAAACCAGCCUUCCAUCCAAGGAUUCCCAUUCGGCAUCGGCACUUUGCCCAACGGCAUGCCAAACUUCCCAGCAGGCUUCUCUUUCCCAGACCCUUCCUCUAAUGGAAAGUGGGCUUGA